Knipowitschia caucasica is the source of this 1128-nucleotide messenger RNA. NCBI's taxonomy places the organism in Eukaryota, Metazoa, Chordata, Actinopteri, Gobiiformes, Gobiidae. The record is from the annotation of a GenBank genome assembly.
AUGCCGCCCAAGAAAAAGGGAGAGCGCCAGGACACAGACGCUGCUGAGGAGAGAAACGCUCAGGUGCAGCUCGAGAAGGCCAAGUACAGGCCUGUUGCGUUCGCCGUGCGCUGCAACUUCUCAUACACCCCCGCAGACGACGACAAUGUCCCGGUCCCAGGACAAGCCAUCACCUUCGAGGCCAGAGACUUCCUCCAUGUCAAAGAGAAGUUUAGCAAUGAGUGGUGGAUCGGCCGGCCGGUGAAGGAGGAUGGAGUGGUGGGUUUCAUUCCCAGCCCAGUGAAUCUGGAGACCAUCCUGAUCCGACGAGAGGUCCAGGCCCGGAAAGCUGCCAAGGCCUUAGCCAAUAAAGUGUCCUCUCAAGUUGCUCAAGAUAUGAAUUCAAAAAAGUACACCCCUCCUUCACAAGCACAACAGCAAGUGAAAAAGAAACCGGGGGAGCAUGUGUCCAUGUACGAUGUAGUGCCUACUAUGCGUCCUGUUAUUCUAAUGGGACCAUCACUAAAGGGCUUAGAGGUGACGGAUAUGAUGCAAAAAGCACUGUUUGACUACUUAAAGCACCGAUUUGAAGGCAGAAUAACAAUCACUCGGGUCACAGCGGACAUUUCUCUGGCGAAGAGAUCCAUCCUCAACAAUCCUGGGAAAAAGGCCUUAAUCGACCGAACCAAUACACGCUCCAAUUUAGAUGCUGCUGCUCAGAUCCAGGGGGAGGUGGAGCGUAUAUUUGAGUUAGCCCGUAGCAUGCAGCUUGUGGUCCUGGACGCAGACACAGUCAACCAUCCCAUUCAAGUGACCAAGACAUCACUGGCCCCUAUCAUGGUUUACGUCAAGAUCUCAUCCCCAAAGGUGUUGACCAGACUGAUCAAGACGAGAGGGAAAUCACAAAGCAAACACCUCAAUGUCCAGUUAGUGGCAGCAGAUAAACUGGCCCAGUGUCCGACUGAAAUGUUUGAUGUGAUCCUGGAUGAGAACCAGCUGACAGACGCCUGUGAGCAUAUCGCAGACUUUCUGGAGUCGUAUUGGAGAGCAACACAUCCUCCGGAGAUGGAGCCGGCCAACGCUUUGGUGGCCACCCUGGCAGAGAACACCCUGCCCACCAGCCCCACAGUCGUGCCGAUAAAGAAGUGA